AUGGCUUUCAUGUUUUUGGGAGCAAUCUUUUUGUUCUUCAUUUACUUCUCUAAUUGUGGUGCUGAGCUUCUAACAGCACUCCCAGGACAACCCACUAACGUUACAUUUAAGCAAUACUCAGGCUACAUCGUGACAAAUGCUCAACAUGGCCGAGCUUUAUUCUACUACUUUGUGGAAGCCGAAUCAGGCCCUGGCUGUUCUCCACUUGGUGUUGGUGCAUUCAUGGAAAAUGGCCCAUUUCAAGUUGGGGAGAAUGGAUUGCUAGUCAGGAAUUACUAUUCUUGGAAUUCAGGGCACUACAUUCCACAACUUGCAGCAUUGUUGCUUGAGCAUAAUCAGAAGCCAAACAUUAGAUCCAUCAAGCUCAAAUCAAUUGCUCUUGGAAAUCCACUUUUAGACCUAGAUAUAAGUGUACUUGCUGGUAAUUAUUUGUGGUCACAUGGUGCAAUAUCAGAUGACACAUUAUCUUUGGAGAAUAGGGUUUGUAAUGACUCAAGUGGACAGAUUGGUAUGAGGAAAACCAAAGGAGACCCCUGCCUACCACUCAGAAUCCUUACAUAUCUAAACAAACCUCAAGUUCAGAAGGCUCUGCAUGCCAACACAACUAACCUCCCGUACUCUUGGGACUUUUGUGGAGGCGAGUAUCAAUACGAUAACUUCAACAUAAACCUCUUACCUCUCCUCUCAGACCUUUUGAAGGAAUGUAUUCCCAUCUCGCUUUACAGUGGAGACCAAGAUUCAAAAAUCCCACUCACCCAAACAAGGAUUAUUGCUAAUCAUCUUGCGAACGAGUUGAAGCUAAGCACCUUCACGGAAUAUCGCCCGUGGUAUGACAAGAAACAGGUUGGAGGAUGGUCUCAACCAUUUGGUGGCAUGAGAGAAGGGAAGAAUGUAACAUUUCUUACAUACACCACCGUUAGAGGUGCAGCCCAUGAAGUCCCGUUCACAUCGCUGUCGCAAGCCCUUACAUUGUUCCGGUCAUUUCUAAAUGGGUCCCAACUACCUAGGCCCCAUGACUGA
This is a messenger RNA of Ilex paraguariensis (yerba mate), 1020 nucleotides long. The record is from the annotation of a GenBank genome assembly. NCBI's taxonomy places the organism in Eukaryota, Viridiplantae, Streptophyta, Magnoliopsida, Aquifoliales, Aquifoliaceae.